This is a messenger RNA of Aphidius gifuensis, 3816 nucleotides long. RefSeq names its product fatty acid synthase-like. The transcript has 8 exons. The coding region runs from base 885 to 3503 and encodes 872 amino acids. Gene Ontology annotation, molecular function: fatty acid synthase activity. The record is from RefSeq and is a predicted model, not a curated record. NCBI's taxonomy places the organism in Eukaryota, Metazoa, Arthropoda, Insecta, Hymenoptera, Braconidae. Gene Ontology annotation, biological process: fatty acid biosynthetic process.
UUUAUUUUUUUAUUAUUGUUGAUCAGUGUAUAUAUUUAAUAGGUUAUAGGCUAUAAUAAUAAACUGAUAAAUUAUCAAAUGUCUGAGUGUGUAUCUUAUCUCAUAUGUUUAUCUGUUUAUUAUCAACUUAUGAUUUUCCUGACCUAAGUCAACUGUUACUCUGUAUACGCAUACUCUUGUGUAUACACAUAAAUGAGAAAAGAAAAGACAGUAAAAAAAGUUUUCUUUCAAAUUUAUCUUGGGGACGAUGACUACCUCAACAAAAAUCACUGAUAAUUUGCAUCUUUCAUUGAUACAAUGUUUUGUUGUAAUUUUAUAAAGAUUAGAGAUAAUAACAAUAUUUAAAGCAACUGAAUUAAAUACAUUUGCUAGAACAUUAGCUCUACCAUCACUAAUAUUGGAAAUUUCUAAUGUCAGCAUUACUUGCAAAAGGUACAAAUGCUGGACGUGCAACAUCUUUUACAAUAUUUGCAACUUAGGAAAUAAUUUUGCAAUUGGUUAUCCAAUGAUUGAUGCUUUGUACAGUUCAAUACAACCAAAAUAUGCAUCACAUUUUUAUUCAAUGGCACCAAUGAAAAUUGGUAAACGUCGUAUAGGUAAAUUGCUUCAAAUCCAAUUUUAUUUAUGACAGUCAUAAGAUAUUGAGCCAUCAUGUGCCAGUUGUUUAAUCAGAAAUGUAUGGUGUAUUUGGCAAGAAAUUUUCUGGAAGUGCAUUAUAUUUUCUUGGUUUUAUGAUGGUUGGAAAAUUACAUACAUUAAAAGUGGUAAUUACGGAUUAAAUGGUGCACGUGGUUUACAACCUAAUUUAUGUGCAGCCACAUCAAGUGUUUUUGAUGAAUGUGAGCCAGGACCUGAAUAUUUGAAUGAUAAUUUAAGAAGUUAUAAUGAUGAUCCACAAAUACUUCAGCAUCUUAUCCUUCUUAUUAUACUUUUGUGUUCCACGCUAUUUGUAUUAUCACUGUUCUCAAAGAAGAACUCGUAACAAUUGCCGAGCUCGUGCCAGGCUUAUAACUCGACAAAAUACUUUUACUGUCAUGGGUAAUCAUAAUCAUGAACUGACAAGGACUAAUCCACGUGAAGAAACACAAUUUCGACGUGAGCUGAGGCAAGGCGUUUAUCACUCGUUCCGGUCUGUCUUUGAAAUUUAUCGCGAAAUAGCAAAUCAACCGAGAUUCGAACAAGUAUCACGUCGUGUGUCAUUUUCAUCAAUCCGAUCAACAAUGUACAGCUGGACUCGUCGACGACGUCUUCCAGAUAUUACAACAUAUCGUUCGGUGAUUGACUACUUACGUAUGCCAGUGUGGGCAUCAUUAUUACGUUUAACAAACGUUCAAUUACGAGUUUAUGUAGCACGUACUAAUAAUAAUGACACGUCACUGGUUUUUAUGGCUAAUCGCCAAUACUUUCAACAAAUCAAUACAAGAGCUACUUUAAAUCUUGCAUUUUCUGAUUGGUCUUUACCAGACGUUGACAAUACGAGUGAUUUAUUAACUAUCACAGUCAAUUAUCAAAGCCAUUCUUUUCCAGUUGGUUGGGCAGCAUUAAAUGUAAAAAAUCAAAAUACAAUGCAGAGUGUUCUGGAAAGGUUUCGAGAUGAGUUUCAAUCAGUUGACAAUAUUUUUACGACUCCAGAAUUAUUAGCAGCAACAGAAACAGUAUUUCCCAAUGCAUCAGUUCGUAUAUCGUUUGCUGAAACAGCUGUUUCACUAAUUAAAGAAAUGUACGAAAAAAAUAUUAAUAUGAACGAUGAGAAUAUUCAGAUUUUAUUUUCGAAAAUUUUGGGAAUUUUCGUGCUUCCAAGAAUUGUAUCUGGUGCUUGCUUUCAACGUAUUAAAUAUAUCAUCAAUAAUAUGGACGAGCCAACUAAAGCUAGAUUGGUCAGUAUCAUUGGAUAUAUUCGACAAAAUUAUGUAAAUAGUUUAAUAAGUAACGAUGAAAAUCAUCCGGCUUACGAUUUAUUUGAUGACACUUGGCUCAGUAGUAUUAGGAAAAUGCAAGGAGACUUGCACGACCAACAUCAUGUCAACUUUUAUGAAUUCAUGAAAGCAUCAUUGUAUUCUCUUGAAGAACAUUGGACAAAAUUGAUAAAAGUAAAAGACCGUAUUCCUGUACGAUCAUGUCGAGUACGUCUUUGUUUGAAAAAAACUCAGUUAGGACGUUUCUGGAGUUGGUAUGAUGAUGAUAAGCCAAUCACUCAAGCACUUGAAAGAGCACAAGCAAUUACAUUACCAUUCAUUCAAGACACUUGUGCAUGUUUUAAUUUGUCAUAUAACAGUUUAAAUGAUCAUGCAGGAAAUGAUACAGAUAAUGAUAAUGACGAUGGUAGAGAUGAUGAUCUUGACAUGGGUAGUGAUAAUGGCGAUGAUGGUCAUGCUGAUAAUAACAAUGCUGAUCUUGAUAUUCAUAGUGACAAUGAUGUUGAUAAUAAUAGUCAUGCUCAUAAUAAUGAUGAUGAUAAUUAUUCAGAUGACAAUAGCAAUCAUCAUGAUGAUUUAAAUGUCAACAGUGAUCAUCAUGAUGAUUCAGAUGGCAAUAGCAGUCGUCAUGACGGUUCAGAUGCCAGUAGUGAACAUAGUGAUGAUUCAGAUAGCAAUAGCAGUCGUCAUGACGGUUCAGAUGCCAAUACUGAACAUAGUGAUGAUUCACGUGCCAAUAGUGAACAUGAUGAUGCUGAUUCAGAUGCCAAAAGCAGUCAUCAUGACGAUUCAGAUGUCAAUAGUAAUCAUCAUGAUGAUUCAGAUAUCGCCAAUAGUGAACAUGAUGAUGAUGAUGAUAAUAAUAAUGUUGUUGAUGCUGUUGUUGUUGCUAAUAAUGUUGAUGCUGGUGUUAUUAAUACUGAUGAUGAUAAUGAUAAUAAUGUUGAUGCUGGUGUUAUUAAUAUUGAUGAUGAUAAUGAUGAUGAUAAUAAUGUUGAUGCUGGUGUUAUUAAUAUUGAUGGUGAUCCUGAUGAUGAUAAUAAUGUUGAUGAUUUUAUGAAUAUUGAUGAUGAACUAGUGGAACAAGGGUUUCCAAGAUUUAAUAAUAAUAAUAAUAAUAAUAAUGCAACAGUACAACACAGUUUAGGCAGUGAUGUUGAUUACACACCACGUUUUUUUGUCGAUGAUGAUGAAUCAUAUGCUGAUAAAAGGUACAACAUUAAAUGCUCUAGAUGUGGUAAUAAUGACGCAGAAUUUAUGGCUCCAACUUGUGGUCACCUCUUGUAUUGUACCACAUGCAAGUUGGACAAUGUAGAGUUCUUGUGCCCAAUAUGUGGUACAGAAUCAAGGGAACUACGCAAGAUAUUUUUGAACCAAAUGGGAGGAGAAGGAACAGGCAAAUGUUCAAUAUGUUUAGUUCGGCCUCUGCAAAUGAUACCUAUAAAAUGUAGUCAUGUUGCAUGUUGUGAAGAAUGCACCAGAACACUUGCUAAUGAUUCCAAUAGGAAAUCAUUAUAUAAUGUAAAAUGUAUAACCUGUAGGGAAACGUGCCAAGGUUUUAUCCCAUUGAAAAUUCUUGCAGUAUAAAUAUAAAUAUAAAAUUAAUAUAUAUAUUCUGUUACUUUUGAUAUAUAUAUUUUUUUUUAUAACUUUUAUAACGUAAUAGUUUUUUUACAUUUCUUAUAACAUUUUCAUUUUGUUUUGGCUGAAUUAGCUGUUAUUGGCGUGUUUUUUUUUAAUAAUCCAAUCAACAAACACAUUUUUUUUUUAAAUAAUUACAAGAAGAAAUGAUGAUUGAUUCAGGAAUUUUUUAUUUUUAAUAUUAGAAUAUUAUUUGUUUGUAAUGAUUUUCAAGUUGAAAUAAAACAAAAAUAAAUUAAUUUUAUGUGGUUAAUAUGUG